AUGGCUCGAAAGUCCCAAAAGAAAGGUCGCCAGGACGUGCCAAAGGGCGAAAAGGGCAAAAAGGGCACUGCUGCACUCCCAAUAUACCAGACCGCUGUUGAGGAUGAGUCCUCGCAGCCCGAGCAGCAGUCACAGCCAUCACAGCCCUUGCAGUCCUCGCGGCCCGAGAAGACAGAGACCAAUCUGGCCGUGGGGCUCCAGUCUACUCUGACGACUUUCUUGGCCGAAACUCCCUUUGGAAGCGAGACUGUCAUUGAUUAUUUAGCCAAGAAAGGCUAUAGCCGCACAGAGGCCAUGCUCCGGAUGGAAUCGGCGAACCAAGAGAUCGAUGGUCGACCCCUCCCUCCUCUUGGCGAAGAUGCUCGCCCCAAGUUUAAGCAGGGAUUCGAUCUUCUGAAGACAUGGGUUGAGGAAAACCUCGAUCUUUACAAGCCGGAACUCCGUCGAGUGCUGUGGCCACUCUUUGUUUAUUCCUUCUUGAACAUGAUCACCUCUUUCUACCCACAAGAUGCGAAGCAAUUCUUCGAGACAAACAAGAACAUGUUUCUGCCAGAACAUACGGAUGACAUUCGGGUCUUCGAACCCAUCAGUCUCCCAGAGCAUGUCCAGGCCAAUUCAGUAGCCAAACUCUACCGCACUAACAAGUACCGCAUUGUCCUCAGCAAUCCUGCAUACACCAAUCUUCUGCAGUUCCUUGAAAGCAAGGAAAAAGAAGGAGGAUCGGUGAUGAACGCAAUUCUGAGCAGCUUCUGCACUGUCAAGACCAUGGACCGCGCCGCCGAUGAUAGGUUCAGUUUUGCUACGAUGCUCGGUCAGAUCGGAGCAGGCCAGUCUUUUCCUGCCGAGGACGAGGGUAUCCCCGGUCAUCAUCCCGGCUCGGCUUACACUGGUGAUAAUCCAGCCAUGGCAGGUACUCUGCCUCGACUUCGUCUCGGAAAGAUGCCAAUGGAACCAGCUUUGGAGGAAGACGUGCGUGCUGAACUCGCCGACGAGGAUGCCAAGGAAGCUCCUGUUCCCGGGCGUAACACUCUUGUUCAAGAGUUCGAUCAGAUGAUCAAGAAGGAAGAAGAUGACGAAGCCCCCACCCGCGCGGACAUCCCUUUUCCCCCUUCAACUGCUCGGGACGUGCGCAUGGAGGUUAUGAAAGUCAAGGAAAACCGCGAUCGGUACAAGAUCGAGGGACGCACUGGUGGCGUGGGCCCUGGUGUUAGCGUGUGCAUGUUCACUUUCCACAACACUUAUGACGGGGCAAACUGCCUUGACUUUUCCGACGACAAUGUUCUCGUGGCUGCCGGGUUCGAACAGUCAUAUAUUCGUGUCUGGACUCUCGAUGGCAACAAUAUUGAAGCCGCGUACCCUGAAAUGGAUGACCAACCCCCUGCUAAUUCCCGUCGCUUGAUUGGCCACUCCGGCCCUGUUUAUGCGGUAGCCUUCCAACCCUCAGCUACGCGCGCCGAGAACGUGGACCCUGAUGACUAUGUGCCUACCAAUGCCCGUUUCUUGCUCUCGUCUUCUGCGGACAAGACCAUUCGACUUUGGUCUCUUGAUACCUGGCAAUGCAUGGUUGUUUACAAGGGUCACGAUCGACCUGUCUGGGACUUGUGUUGGGGACCAUUUGGUCACUAUUUCGUUUCAGGUGGGUCUGACCGGACAGCCCGCCUCUGGGUUACAGAUCAUAUUCGUCAGCAGCGCAUCUUUGUUGGCCACGAGCAGGAUGUGGAUUGCGUGUGCUUCCACCCCAACUCUGCGUACAUCUUCACUGCUAGCUGUGAUCACACGGUUCGGAUGUGGGCCGUCACUACCGGAAACGCGGUGCGUAUGUUUACCGGUCAUACUGGCAACAUCACCGCCAUGGAGUGCAGUCGCGACGGGAAGAUCCUUGCCUCUGCCGAUGAUCAGGGCUCGAUUUUCCUGUGGGAUCUGGCCCCUGGACGACUGCUGAAACGUAUGCGUGGACACGGAAAGGGCGGGAUCUGGUCUCUCAGCUGGAGUGUCGAGUCGACUGUGCUCGUUUCGGGUGGUGCGGACGGAACUGUUCGGAUUUGGGACGUGACUGGCCCCCAAGACGCGAACCAAGCUCGGGCGGUUGGCGAAGGCUCUGGUGCUGCCAAGAUCGAUCCCAGUAAUGCCCCUGCGGGGACCGCGGCUCAGAGCAAGAAGAAGAAGGGCAAGGAUGUCGUGGUGACUCCAGAUCAAAUCAGUGCCUUCCCGACCAAGAAGACCGCCGUGUACAAAGUCAAGUUCACCAACAUGAAUCUGGUUGUGGCUGGAGGUGCAUACCUCCCCUAG
This is a messenger RNA of Penicillium longicatenatum, 2289 nucleotides long. RefSeq names its product putative transcription initiation factor TFIID subunit. The transcript is spliced from 5 exons. Bases 1 to 2289 code for a protein of 762 amino acids. Gene Ontology annotation, molecular function: protein binding; RNA polymerase II general transcription initiation factor activity. Gene Ontology annotation, biological process: transcription initiation at RNA polymerase II promoter. NCBI's taxonomy places the organism in Eukaryota, Fungi, Ascomycota, Eurotiomycetes, Eurotiales, Aspergillaceae. The record is from RefSeq and is a predicted model, not a curated record. Gene Ontology annotation, cellular component: transcription factor TFIID complex.